UUAUCAACAUGGUUAAGAUAAGUUGUUACACUAAGUUAUGUUGCUAUCAAAUGAAACAAUAAAUAUUAUUUGAUUUAUAAAAAUAUCCAUUACAAAAACACACCAGACAUGGAUAUGGACACAUUCGAUGCCAAUCUCCAUCAAGACUCUGACAUUGAACUCAUUUCUCUUUUAGAGGAGCAUUUGAAAAAAGAAAGACACGAAGCUGCAUGGGAGAAUCAACUUCAGAGUGUUGAACCACCUCCAAAGAAGAAAAGGACCAACCCUAAAGAUGACAAAUCCAGUAAAUCUAUCAUUGAACUUGAACAGGCAUGUAAAGAAGUAGACAACUGUCUAAUAAUCAUCAAGAAGCAGAUGGACAAACUGUUAGAUACUCAGUACCAACUGUGCCUUGUGAAAAACAACUUAUUGCAUUCGAAUAGGACCAAUAAAAGCGAACAAACUAGCUUUCACAAUCCUUCAGUUUACGUUAAAAACUUCAUUAACGAGUUUAGAGCCCCGUACUUCAAAGAUAGCCAUUAUUUUUCUGCUCCAAAAAAUUCUGACGCUAAGGAGUUUGUAAAAAUUGACUUGAUCAAAACUUUCUGCCCCUGGGGCAAUCUGGACGUUGAACAAUUACAAAAUUGUGUCAGGGAGUCAAUUGUUAAAGCUUAUCUGACUUCCGUAAGCAAUAAGCACUCUGACAUUUCUCUAGUUGACCAUGAAUCAAAAGUAGAGUGUCUCUUGACAAUAAACUAUUUUAAGAAAGAGCCAUUGACAUCAUUUUUUACAAAGGAAAUGGAAAAAAAUCUCGAUUGGAUCACAAUUUCAGACUUGAUGAAAGGUAGGUUUAGCCCUACAGAGUGUAAAAAAAUGUGGUAUUUGUAUGCUCGGCCAGCAGUAAAUAAAAAGAAAUGGACUAUUUCAGAAAUCCGAAAACUUAGUGAUAUCAUUAAAAAACAUGCCUUUCAAAAUUGGGACAAAAUUGCAUCAGAUCUUCAAACUGAUAGAUCUAGUUUUCAGUGUUUUUUAUACUACAUGAAGUUUAUGCACAAAGACAUCGCCGGGCCUUGGUCCCGUUCCGAACAGGAGCUCUUAAAGGAAGUUGUAUUAAGUUCUACAUAUGGAAAUAAAAUUUGUUGGAAUAAAGUCGGUUAUUAUUUCGAAAAUAGGAACUUUGGGCAAAUAUUCAAUAAAUGGACACACAGUAUCAACCCGACAAUAAAAAAAGGCCACUUUGAAUUACAAGAAGAUCGCGUUUUACUAACAUUGAAACACAAAUUCAAUUUGGAAGUUGAAGAUUUAUCAAAAGUUAUUAAAAACAGAACGAUUAAACAAAUAAGAGAAAGGUUUGAUAACACACUGACGCCAGAUAAAGAUGUUAAAUUUGGCGAAUGGACUGAAGAGGAGGACAAUCAGUUGUUAGCACUGGUUGGAGAACUGGGUGAAACUCGAUGGUCUGAUAUAGCUAAAAAGCUCAAAACUAGAAAUAGGGUCCAAGUCAGGCAUAGAUACAACUGUCUAAGAAAGAAAUUUGCCGAGGAUCCGAAUCUUACCAUAUCAGAAAUCAGAAGGGCAAAAAGACCUUACAAAUCCAAGAGGAAAGUGCAGAACACUCAAUUUCUAAGCAGGCUUGCUAACAAAAAAGGCAAAAAGAUGAUCAAAGCACAGGACAUAGACAAAAUGGUCCAGUCGGUUUAUUCAAAAAAAGCCCAACACCCUUCUCAGAUUGAUCUCAAUUUGGUUAACUUCUUCACAGAAAAACUCGACAGCAAGAUGUUUCCACAAAACGACCCAAAAAACGAUACUAUUUACUCUUUAGAUCAAAUAGCUAAUGAAACGCAACACUUAUUGAACGUUCUACAGGCCAAUUUAAAGUUGGACAACACCAUACUGUCGACAAUUGAAGAUGAAGUGAAUAAACUUGGAGAAAAUGGACCAAAAAUUUCUAAUCUGCUCAAAGAUUCAAACUUUAUGAACAAGGUUUUUCAGCAGCGUAACAACCCGAGCACUAGCACACUAUCAUUACUCCCGCCUAACUUAAAUACAAUGUAUGCUCUUUGGGAAGCUUACUCGGCGAUAAGGCAUAAAUCUAAAACUGAAUUUUCAAUCUCCAUCAGUGAAGACUCUGAAAGCGAUGUUGAUAGGGCUCUUUUAAAAUGGCAUCAGAGAUUACAUGCUCUCUUCACAUGGCCAAGUUUUUUAUCGGUCAACCGGCUAAAAGAUGCUUAAUCUCUUUUAUAUGCUGUGUAUAACAAAAUUUGUAAUACAUUGUGUAUAUUUUUAAUAAAAUUCCUUUAAGUUUUUUAAAAUGA
Cimex lectularius (bed bug) is the source of this 2294-nucleotide messenger RNA. RefSeq names its product snRNA-activating protein complex subunit 4 (gene Pbp95). Lineage: Eukaryota; Metazoa; Arthropoda; Insecta; Hemiptera; Cimicidae. The record is from RefSeq and is a predicted model, not a curated record. Bases 109 to 2211 code for a protein of 700 amino acids. The transcript has 2 exons.